CUUCUCCAAGCCCAGCGCACCUUUCCUUCUCCCGAUACCCCCUCCUCCACCACUCGCACCCCCAUUAUGGCCUCCAAGCCCAUCCGCGAGUUCGACGCCAAGCUCCUCGUCGCCUACCACCUCGCCCGCGCUCCCACCGUCGGCUCCAAGGUCCAGGCGCGCGAGGGCUUUGCCUCGCCCGAAGUGAAGGUCGCCCAGGUCUCGUGGGACCCGGAGACGAACCAGAUCACGCCCGAUGCGGCGCUCCCGCACUGGGUCUUCACCGACAAGCUCGUCGUCAAGCCCGACCAGCUCAUCAAGCGCCGCGGCAAGGCUGGCCUUCUCGCGCUGAACAAGACUUGGGACGAGGGCAAGCAGUGGAUCCAGGAGCGCGCCGGCAAGCAGGUCCAGGUCGAGAAGACGACGGGCACCCUCACCAACUUUAUCGUCGAGCCCCUGUGCCCGCACCCGUCCGACUCGGAGUACUACAUCUGCAUCAACUCGGUCCGCGAGGGCGACGUGAUCCUCUUCACCCACGAGGGCGGUGUCGACGUCGGCGAUGUCGACGCCAAGGCGCUCACGAUCCUCGUUCCGGUCGGCGGCGAGCUCCCCUCGCGCGAGGAGAUCAAGACCCAGCUCCUCCGCGACGUCACCGGCGCCGAGCGCCUCGACGCCCUCGUCGACUUUGUCGUCCGCCUGUACGCCGUCUACGUCGACCUGCACUUCGCCUACCUCGAGAUCAACCCGCUCGUCGCCGUCGAGAACGCGUCGACCGGCAAGAUCGACAUCUCGUACCUCGAUAUGGCCGCCAAGCUCGACCAGACCGCCGAGUUCAUCGUCGGCCCCAAGUGGGCCAUCGCCCGCGACGCGUCCGUCAUCAACCCGGGCGCCGCGUCGGCGUCGGCGAACGGCAAGAUCUCGGCCGACAAGGGCCCGCCCAUGUUCUGGCCGCCUCCUUUCGGUCGCGACCUGACCAAGGAGGAGUCGUACAUCGCCAAGCUCGACGGCUCGACCGGCGCGUCGCUCAAGCUCACCGUCCUCAACGCCGAGGGCCGCGUCUGGACCAUGGUCGCCGGCGGUGGUGCCUCGGUCGUCUACUCGGACGCCAUCGCUGCUCACGGUUUCGCUCACGAGCUCGCCAACUACGGCGAGUACUCGGGCGCGCCGACCCAGACCCAGACGUACGAGUACGCCAAGACCAUCCUCGACCUCAUGACUCGCGGCGCUCCUCACCCCGAGGGCAAGGUCCUGUUCAUCGGCGGCGGCAUCGCCAACUUCACCAACGUCGCCGCGACUUUCAAGGGCAUCAUCACGGCGCUCAAGGAGUACCAGCACCGCCUCCAGGAGCACAAGGUCCGCAUCUUUGUCCGCCGCGGCGGCCCCAACUACCAGGAGGGCCUCAAGGCCAUGCGCCUCCUCGGCGAGACGCUCGGCGUCGAGAUCCACGUCGCCGGCCCGGACGACCACAUCACGUCGAUCGUCCCGCUCGGCCUCGGCAUCAAGAAGUCGACCCCGGCCGCGCUCCUCAAGGCGUCGUCGUCGCUCGACGGCACCCUCACGCCGGUCCAGCCGUCGUCGCCGACCCAGGCGUCCAAGCCCCUCCCGGCCGAGGUCCAGUCGGGCGACCGCGCCCAGCCGCAGGACAACAUCGUCGCCUUCCAGGACAAGGUGCACGCGACCGAGGGCCGCCCGUGGUACCGCCCGUUCGACGAGAACACGCGCUCGAUCGUGUACGGCCUCCAGCCGCGCGCCAUCCAGGGCAUGCUCGACUUCGACUUUGCGUGCGGCCGCCAGAUCCCGUCGGUCGCCGCCAUGGUCUACCCGUUCGGCGGCCACCACGUCCAGAAGUUCUACUGGGGCACCAAGGAGACGCUCCUCCCCGUCUUCCAGUCGAUGAAGGAGGCCGUCGCCAAGUGCCCCGACGCCGACGUCGUCGUCAACUUUGCCUCGUCGCGCUCGGUGUACCAGUCGACGCUCGAGGCGCUCGAGUUCUCGCAGAUCAAGGCGAUCGCGCUCAUCGCCGAGGGCGUCCCCGAGCGCCACGCGCGCGAGAUCCUCCACGCCGCCGAGCAGAAGAAGGUCAUCAUCAUCGGCCCGGCGACGGUCGGCGGCAUCAAGCCGGGCUGCUUCCGCAUCGGCAACACGGGCGGCAUGAUCGACAACAUCCUCGCGUCCAAGCUGUACCGCGCCGGCUCGGUCGGCUACGUGUCCAAGUCGGGCGGCAUGUCGAACGAGCUCAACAACAUCCUCGCCAACACGACCAACGGCACGUACGAGGGCAUCGCCAUCGGCGGCGACCGGUACCCGGGCACGACUUUCAUCGACCACCUCCUGCGGUACGAGGCCGACCCCAACUGCAAGCUCCUCGUCCUCCUCGGCGAGGUCGGCGGCAUCGAGGAGUACCGCGUCAUCGAGGCCGUCAAGUCGGGCCAGAUCAAGAAGCCCAUCGUCGCGUGGGCCAUCGGCACCUGCGCCAAGAUGUUCGCGACCGACGUCCAGUUCGGCCACGCCGGCUCGAUGGCCAACUCGGACCUCGAGACGGCCGAGUCGAAGAACAACGCCAUGCGCGCCGCCGGCUUCAUCGUUCCGCCGACGUUCGAGGACCUCCCGCAGGUGCUCAAGGAGACGUACGACAAGCUCGUCGCCGACGGCAGCAUCCAGCCCAAGCCCGAGGUCGCGCCGCCCCAGAUCCCGAUCGACUACAAGUGGGCCCAGGAGCUCGGCAUGGUCCGCAAGCCGGCCGCCUUCAUCUCGACCAUCUCGGACGAGCGUGGCCAGGAGCUCCUGUACGCCGGCAUGCCCAUCUCGCAGGUGUUCGAGGAGGACAUCGGCAUCGGCGGCGUCCUGUCGCUCCUGUGGUUCAAGCGCCGCCUCCCGUCCUACGCGACCAAGUUCCUCGAGAUGGUCCUCAUGCUCACGGCCGACCACGGCCCCGCCGUCUCGGGCGCCAUGACGACCGUCAUCACGGCCCGUGCCGGCAAGGACCUCGUCUCGUCGCUCGUCGCCGGCCUCCUCACGAUCGGCGACCGCUUCGGUGGCGCCCUCGACGGCGCCGCCGCCGAGUUCACCAAGGCGUUCGAGGCUGGCCUCACGCCUCGCGAGUUCGUCGACUCGAUGCGCAAGGCGAACAAGCUCAUCCCCGGUAUCGGCCACAAGAUCAAGUCCAAGGCCAACCCGGACAAGCGUGUCGAGCUCGUCAAGAACUACGUCUUCAAGCACUUCCCCUCGACCAAGAUGCUCGAGUACGCCCUCGCCGUCGAGGACGUUACGAGCGCUAAGAAGGACACGCUCAUUCUCAACGUCGAUGGCUGCAUCGCCGUCUGCUUCGUCGACCUGCUCAAGAACUCGGGCGCGUUCACGGCCGAGGAGGCCAACGAGUACGCCAAGAUCGGCACGCUCAACGGUCUCUUCGUCCUCGGUCGCUCGAUCGGCUUCUGCGGUCACUACCUCGACCAGAAGAGGCUCAAGCAGCCGCUGUACCGCCACCCGGCCGACGACAUCCACAUCGAGCCGUUCAACCCUCGCAUCCUCGCCACCGAGCGCAAGUAGGGUCCGGCUCGUCGUGCUCCCUUUUCCUCGUCCCCCUCUCUGGUCCGGUCUCCUGGUUUAGACGGCGACGCUCCUCUCUCUCUCUCUCUCCUCUCUCUUCUUCUUGGGUAGUACACUCUCUCGUCUCUCCCCUCUCUCGUCUAGCGCGGUCCGCGACUCUCUCUCGUUCUCUCUCGCCGCAACGGUCGUUUCAGUGCCUUUCUGC
This is a messenger RNA of Rhodotorula graminis WP1, 3733 nucleotides long. RefSeq lists its product as uncharacterized. Gene Ontology annotation, molecular function: ATP citrate synthase activity. Gene Ontology annotation, biological process: fatty acid biosynthetic process; citrate metabolic process; acetyl-CoA biosynthetic process. The record is from RefSeq and is a predicted model, not a curated record. The transcript is spliced from 12 exons. Lineage: Eukaryota; Fungi; Basidiomycota; Microbotryomycetes; Sporidiobolales; Sporidiobolaceae. Gene Ontology annotation, cellular component: cytosol. The coding region runs from base 67 to 3528 and encodes 1153 amino acids.